Messenger RNA from Zingiber officinale, 1419 nucleotides. Its product is annotated as probable strigolactone esterase DAD2. The record is from RefSeq and is a predicted model, not a curated record. The transcript has 2 exons. Bases 197 to 1111 code for a protein of 304 amino acids. NCBI's taxonomy places the organism in Eukaryota, Viridiplantae, Streptophyta, Magnoliopsida, Zingiberales, Zingiberaceae.
GAAUAUGGAAGACCUUCAAGAACCGCAGAAAGGAAAGAAGUAGCAAGCGGCAGCGACCGACCGAAGAGAAGAAAGGGUUUAACGAUAUAUGCUCACCCCCCACCGUCGCCCAAUUCCAUAUUGCGACUAGCGAGCGAGUGCUAAGGACUCAGGUUUCAGAAUUUGGGGAUCAGUUAGCUAUAGCACAACGGAGGCCAUGGGGGGCAGCAGCAAUAACCAAAAUCAAAAUCAAAAUCAUAAUCAUAAUCAUAAUCAUAAUCAUAAUCAUGGGGGGAGCAAAGUCCCAGAGGCUAGCAGCGGCGGCAGCGGCAACAAAUUGCUUCAGGUGCUGAACGUGAGGGUGGUGGGGAGCGGAGAGAGGGUUGUGGUGCUGUCGCAUGGCUUCGGCACGGACCAGUCGGCGUGGAACCGCAUCCUCCCCUACUUCCAGCGCGACUACCGCCUCAUUCUCUACGACCUCAUCUGCGCCGGAAGCGUCAACCCUGAUCACUUCGAUUUCCGCCGCUACACCACUCUCGAUUCCUACGUCGAUGACCUCCUCUCCAUCCUCCACGCCCUUCGAGUCGACCGCUGCUUCUUCAUCGGCCACUCUAUCUCCGCCAUGAUUGGCAUCAUCGCCGCCAUCCGCCGCCCGGACCUCUUCCUCAAGCUCAUCCUCAUCUGCGCAUCGCCAAGGUUCUUGAACGACGGGGACUACCACGGGGGAUUCGAGAGGGGUGAGGUGGAAAAGGUGUUCUUCGCGAUGGAAUCCAACUACAAGGCGUGGGUGCAGGGGUUCGCUCCGCUGGCGGUCGGGGCUGACGUGCCGGCGGCGGUCCAGGAGUUCAGCCGGACGUUGUUCAACAUGCGUCCGGACAUCUCUCUGUUCGUGUGCAGGACGGUCUUCAACAGUGAUCUGCGCGGCGUACUCGGCCUAGUGCGCGCCCCUUGCGUCGUCAUCCAGACCGCUAAGGAUGUGUCCGUCCCUCUAUCCGUCGCUUCCUACCUCAAGGUUCAACUAGGCGGCCGCACCACCGUGGAGCUCUUGCCCGUUGAGGGCCACCUCCCCCACCUCAGCGCCCCAUCAAUUCUCGUCCAGCCUCUCCGCCGCGCCCUGGCCUCCCACCGGUGAGUAAUGUCGAGGGCGUCGGCUACUCGAGUUUGCAUCCGGUACGGCUGAUGGCACGUGUAGACUGAUGUUGUCCUUUAGUUUCUGACUGUGGAAAAUAAAAAAAAACCAAGAACAUCAAGAAGUAAAAGAGUUAUCAACCUGAAGGUCACGCGCGUGACCUCACCUUUCCUUGUGUUCUUUUGUAUCUCCUUAUCCUGCGAGGAGUGAUCGAUUCAAUCAAAUCGAUUGCCAUCCGACUCUUGAUCAAUUGGCAGAAUUUUAUUGUCGGACUCAAUUUUCAAAAGUAAUACAGAAAUAUUUUCCUAAAA